This is a messenger RNA of Acanthoscelides obtectus, 2477 nucleotides long. The record is from the annotation of a GenBank genome assembly. NCBI's taxonomy places the organism in Eukaryota, Metazoa, Arthropoda, Insecta, Coleoptera, Chrysomelidae.
AACCGCCUAGCAACCAAUGCAUUUUCCCAUUUUCCUUCUGCAAUGACAAACCCGCAGAUCUGAACUACAAUCACCUAUGCAGUUAUAUUUACAGUUAUUUGACAAUGGCAAAUGCUGAAGAGGAUAUAAAAUCUGAGGAGGAUAUUUUAAAAUGCGACUAUGCUGUUUUAAAGGCAAAAAGGGAGUUAUUGAAUGAAGAGCUCGAAAAAUUUGCGAAUAUUACUCUAGCAAAUAACAGUGUAUUGAAUGAUAAUCCGCGUUGCGGAAGGGAAUGCGUAAAAUCUUUGAACUUGAAAAGUAAUAAUAUUUGGGGAGUUCCUAAUCCCAAAAGCAGUACACUAGAUAAGAUUCUGUUCAAAAGAAAAUUGAGCAACAAAAAGGGAAAGAAGAAAAAUUAUGUAAGCAAGAGAAAUUAGACAGGUUUAUAAAAAAACUAAAAGAACAGAAAGAAGAUUCAGAAAAUCCUGAAAGAUAUAGUGAAAGCUCAAAAUCAACUGAAAGGGAAAUCAAAACGCAUCAGGAAAUCAAAAAAGCAAAAUCAUACAAUAACUUCCAAAAUAGAUACUGUGCACAGAAGACUAUAAUAGAAAUGCAGAAAGCCAAAAUAGAAGAACAAAAUAAAAUUAUUGCAGAACUAGAACUUGGCAUAAUUAGGGAAGAUUUGAUGAAAUCUAUUGAGAAUACAAAGACAAAUAUUAGGGAAAUUUUUGCUGAAUGUUCUCAAAAGAUAAGACUGAAGAUUCCAACUUUGUUAAUACAAGAACCAAAGUUUUCUGUAUGUUCAAAGCAGGCUCCUAAAUUUGUACAACAAAUGGAAGAAAGGGCAAUGAUUAGAGCCAGAAACAGGGAAAUAAUAUUAGAAAGAAAACGAUUUAUAGAAGAGACAAGGCAGAAACUACUCGAGGAAGCCAUAGAACGCAAAAAAGUGUUAGAAGAAGAGGAACGCAAAAGGAACUUAGAAAUACUAAAAGAGAAAAGAAAAAAAGAAAUCGAAUUGGAGAGGAUCCGACAGGCUAACAUGCAAAUAUACUUGAAAAAACUGAACCAGGCUAUAGCAUUCCAUAACAGGAUACUAAUGGAGCAAUGUUUCAGAAAACUCGCAAUUAAUGCUUUGAAGAGUAAAGAAAAAUAUGCUUUGGCUGUAGAUCAUCAUGGUAGAUCGAUUUUAACAAAUAGCAUGAGACAAUGGAUAGAGUUUGUUGCAGACAUAUAUAAACCUAAGUUUAGCUUAGCUGAAGAACAUUAUAGGAAAUACCUUCUUAGGAUAUCAUUUUCCAUAUGGCAAGAGAUGAAAAAUGAGAGCACAAGAAAUACACAAGUUGCUGAAGAUUAUUAUGAAUUCAAGUUGUCUAGUAACAUAUUUAUUUACUGGCACAGAUACACGUGUAAGCAGAUUAUGUUGGAACAUAAAAAACUUGAAAUAGCUGCAAAACAUUUCUGCAAAAAAAUUGUGUUUCAUUAUUUCUAUCAAUGGAAGUCACUGAAGAUGGUACUAGAACUAGAAAGGGCAAAAGAGAUGAAAAAACGAAAAUGGCGAGAGAAAGUGUGGGAAAUUCUACCAGAUUACAAACCGCCUAUUGAGUUUUAGUACUUAAAGAUAGGAUUUUAUCGUCUAUAGCAUAGAUUCACAUGUAAAUACCUUUAUUGUUUCCAGUUUUUUUACACAUUAUUAAAACCCUGUAUUUUAUAUAAUACAAAUAUCGUUUAUAGAUUUUACUGUAUAUGAUGCAACAUAAUUACAGUGAGAAUUUUUAGUGUCGGCUUGGUCAACAACUAAAAUCUAAAAGUUGAAUUGCAGCCAGUAGGAUGCUCCUGAUUCGAAAAAUAUUUUUUUUACUGGGUGAUUUAUUACUAUGCACUACAUACUUUUUUUAAUUUUAUUGUAGAUUUGGAUAUGCACUUCCAAACAAAAUAAUUUGAUGUAUGUUAUAGGUAGAGUAUUGAAUUUUCUGUCUCUAUCUAGCUUCUUUUUCAGUUUCUUAGAUAUUUAUCUAACUGCGUACGAUGAUUGAGAAAUGUAUAAAUUAUAGAUAAACUCAAUAGCACAUCAAAUGUUAUACGUGUAGUAUGGUGAUUGCACAGUAUAAAGAUAAAUGUGUGAAUCUCCACGAGCUCUUGGAUGUACGGUCAAUGAAACUUGAAUUAAAUUAUAUUUUUAUAUUUAUUGCAACUUGUAACUGGUUUGGAUAUUAGGAAUGGAAAUGGUGAAUUCGUUCGAGUUUCGACGUGCGGGAAUGAUGGAUCAAGCACGUUAAGUGAGUGUACUUAUGAAUUUUAUUGAUUUGCAUUUCACUACAUUUUUCAGAUUCUCUCUCUGGCCGCAAUAUAUCCGUCGUAAUGACGGGUUCUCCUCUUCAUCCCACAACGUCAACCUGCGUGUUGUACAGGGAUCGGUCUUGGCUCCGACACUGUUCCUCUUACAUAUCAACGACCUCCUUUCCUGCACGAUCAACUCAAUCUACAGCUUCGCUGAUGAC